GUGUUUUCAAUGGUAAAUCAGAGGAAAGGUCCAAUUAUAAUUUGAGGGUUGGGUUUACAUGUAAUUUUAGCGAAUGAAUAUAAAAAUGGCGGGUAGUGAACGGCACGUGGUUGAUGGCAUUAAUAAUCUGUCAACAUUUUUACUAACGCAUCAAACUCAACUCGAGCUGUCUGGUGUUCCAAGACAUUUUUGGAAAACCUUAUAUGACAAACUUUGUAAGGGAAUCAUGGAUGCUGGGGAAACUUUCAGCAUGAUCAAGCUUGAGUAUAGUGAUGAUGAAUCUGAAGAAGUGAAUUCUAACAACAGUGAAGAAGAGAACAAGCAUGACAGUGAUAACUCCAACACGAAAAAUGAAAAUACUGACAGAUGUCAUCUCCCUCUAUGGAAAGUUAUUGUAAUUAGAAAAGAAGGUGUUGAUCCACAGGAUCCACAACACAUCUACUUGAUUGAUCAUGCCUGGACAUACAGUAUCAGUGUGGCUCAUCAGCAUUUAGCAGAAAUUCCUGGGCUGUUGGAAAGAAUGCUUGCUAUGAUGGAGAUUGAUACUGAAGAAAAAUCUCGAGAAGAAAUGAUCACCAGUGUUUUGAGUAACAUGUGGAGGUACAACCAGUCAUAUAGCUUUGGAGGGACAAACAUUGAAGCUGAGAGUGCUUCUCCUUUGUGGUAUGUAAUGGAUGAAUUUGGAUCUCGUAUCCAGCACUCUGACAAUCCUAACUUUCGUACUGUACCUUUUUAUGAUGUUCCAGCACAGACUUCUUUUACGCUUCUCUUUCCGAUAAAGCAAGUGGAAUAUCAAGGGGAAGUGACUCGAGACUAUAUUGAAGGAUUAGCCACUGAUGCUUUGAGCCGCAAAGCCCUGAGAAUUCCAUGGGAACCAUGUGAUAUGAGUGAUGUAAACUGGAAUUGGUAUGAACAAAGUGAAAAUUUUUUACAGAGUGGUCGAGUGAAAGAGACUACUCCUGACCUAACCCAGGACUUUCCAGGUAUUCCAACAGAAAGAAAACUAAAAGUAUAUGCUGAGUAUAGUGUCAUAAGGGAAAAUUUACACCAUCCAGCAUUUGAAAUAGUACAUGAUGAAAAUGAAGCUGAUAUUCUGUGGUAUAAUUUUCAUUUCAAAGAAUACAGAGAUUUGAGCAUUAGUAGCCCUCACAAGAUGAUCAAUCAAUUUCCAUUUGAGCACAUCCUCACUGUGAAAGAUCUACUUGCCAUCACAUGCAGAAGGGCAGCACCAGUGAAUAACACUGUUGACUCAAACACUCUGAAGACAUGGCCUAAAUGGUUGCCAACAACUUAUAAUUUAAAGACUGAAGUGCCCCAGUUUGUUUCUUACUACCAGCAAAGAGCUGUAAGGAAACUUGACAAUCAUUGGAUUUGCAAACCUUGGAAUUUAGCUCGUAGCUUAGACACUCAUGUUACAUCAGAUUUGAACUUCAUUCUCAGACUCCCUUCAUCAGGACCAAAGAUAGCUUGCAAGUAUAUAUCCAAUCCUGUGCUCUUUCCGAGAGAUGAAAUUGGCAUGGUGAAGUUUGAUUUUAGGUAUCUUAUUCUUUUGCAAAGUGCUCAUCCUUUAAGACUAUAUGUCUACAAACAUUUUUGGUUGAGGUUUGCAAACAAGCCCUUUUCCCUGGAUAAUUUUGAUGAUUACGAAAAACAUUUUACAGUGAUGAACUAUACCAACACAACCCUGAAGCAAAUGUAUUGCCAUGACUUUAUUGAGCAGUUUGAGGCAUAUUAUCCUUCGUUCAAGUGGAAGGAUAUUGAGAAAGAUGUGUUUGGAAUUUUAAAGUCAGUGAUGGAAGCAGCUACAAGCAAGCCACCACCAGUAGGUCUUUGUUCAAAUCCUCAAUCUCGAGCUAUGUAUGCUGUGGACAUGAUGCUGGAAUGGGACCAUAGUAACCCAGAUAAGCCACAUAUACAACCUAUGCUCUUGGAAGUUAACUGGGCUCCAGAUUGUCAGAGAGCCUGCCAGUAUUACCCAGAGUUCUUUGAUGAUAUAUUUUCUGUUCUUUUUUUGAACAGUAUUGAAAAUCGUCCUGUGCAGCUGCUAUAGUUGGUUAGGGUUUAGCUGAAUAAUUUUGUUAAGUUACAAAAAAAU
Molecule: messenger RNA, 2095 nt
Organism: Limulus polyphemus (Atlantic horseshoe crab)
Lineage: Eukaryota; Metazoa; Arthropoda; Merostomata; Xiphosura; Limulidae
Gene: TTLL12
Product: tubulin--tyrosine ligase-like protein 12
Exons: 15
Coding region: 74-2050 (658 amino acids)
Biological process (GO): protein modification process
Source: RefSeq, a predicted model, not a curated record